ACAUAUGGAAAAGAAGCUUGCAGAAUACAGAGCGAAGAAAGCAAAAGAAAAUAUAUCUGUUGGAAAUAGUUUCUUUUAUCUCUUUAGAAGGAGACAAUGUGAUUCACCCCAGAUCAAAACAGAUGAAAAUGUUACCUCAAGAGAUGAAGAGACAGAGCUGGAAAAAUCUACCAAAAAACCAUGGAACAGGACACAGCUGACACUAACCAUUCUCAUGUGGAUUCUUGCCUGGCUCUUUUGUAUUGAGCAUCAGUUUGGAGCAGUUUUCCUUGUUAUUUCAUUGAUAUUUUUUAUAUAUUACAACACAAGAACAGACAAAAGGAAACAGAAUAAACUUAGUGCCUACUCUGUAUUUAAUCCUAACUGCGAGAGGAUCGAUGGUACAUUUACUUCUGAGCAGUUUGAAAAAGAAUUGCUUCAUGGUGCCAGUGCUGUGAGAAAUUGAGAUAAAUUGAUCUGAGUUUAUUUUAUAUUGACUAUUUAUUUAUUUCAUUGUUUGUCUAAAAGUUUAUAGAUCUGCUUAAAUUUGCAUUGUGUACUCUAUGAAUCUGAAAUCAUUGUAGGGUUUUUGAAUAUUACAUUAUCAAUGUACAUUUUGAAUUUAGUAAAUUUUGUUACAUAUCUUA
This is a messenger RNA of Saccostrea echinata, 626 nucleotides long. RefSeq names its product SAYSvFN domain-containing protein 1-like. The record is from RefSeq and is a predicted model, not a curated record. Lineage: Eukaryota; Metazoa; Mollusca; Bivalvia; Ostreida; Ostreidae. The transcript has 2 exons. Bases 5 to 445 code for a protein of 146 amino acids.